GUAUCAGCACAAUACAACGCAUGCACGCUGCACUGGUAUAGUGCAUGGCGCGUCACUACCCGAGCUGCAUGCGCUGCAAACUUGCACUUUCGGGAAUUGAAUUAAUUGGGAACUUCCCGAUUUCUUCAGUUUUGCGUCGAGUCACCAGCUCCACACGACGCAUAAUGAUAACGUAAGCUUGCUAGAGAGCCUCGCAGAAUGGACGAGCGGACAGAAAGUCCCAUCAUUAGCGUGCAACAUAUUUUCCAGCUUUCCCAUUACGGCGUAAAGCAGGAACAUGUGACUUUCCCUCGAGUCACCAUGUCAUCCCAUCGCUGGAUCUGCUGUCGUCACAUCAGCCGCAAACGCAAGAAGGUGGAUUGCAUCACGGCAAUCAACUUGACUCGCAAGACACCCCGCUCACUGACGUGGCCUUGUGUGGCCGACUCGGCUAUGAUGAACCCUAGAAAACCCUGGCUGGCCCUCAAAGUGGGACGGCACUUCCAAGUAUUCAACAUUGUGGCCGAGAAGCAGCUUCAUCGCUGUACCACCAAAGACGACGUGCAAUAUUGGACGUGGAUCAGCGAUGACAUCAUCAGUAUGGUGGGAUCCAAGGCUGUAUACCAUUGGGACCUCUCUCCACCUGCUGAUUUGGGUCCUCAGAAGAUCUUUAUUCGACACGGUCGACUCAGCUUCUGUCAAAUAAUCGGUUACAAAGCGGACCCCACGCAACGCUGGCUGGCGCUCGUCGGACUCUUCAGGGAAUUUGAUAAUGAAUCGGACAAUUUGAGCUACGUAUCAGGUCUCACCCAAAUCUACUCAGUAGACAAUAAGUACAGCCAGCCCAUUGAUGCUCAGGCCGUCUCGUUUGGGAUGUACCGACGAAGCGAGAAUAUCUUGCCAUCCAGCUUUCUCUGCCUUGCCAACAGGUCACCGGGUCAGCAAGGAAAGCUGCAUGUAAUUGAGCUCGGACCUCAUAAGCCCGGUAAUACCGCCCUCAUCAGCUGUACAGAACAACUAUUUUUUGAUGAAGGGGACAGCCACGACUUCCCUGUUUCUAUUCAGAUUUGUUCAAAUUAUGGCCUGGUCUAUGUUCUGACGAAGCACGGCCAAAUCAAAGUGUGUGAUAUUGAAACGGGUACCCACCUCUCUAGUGCUAGCGUGUCGCCCCUGACUCUCUUCACGGGGGCACCAGACUGUGAAGGCAAGCGAGUGCUCACAGUGGACAGAUCAGGAAAGUUUUCUGCAGUUGGUGUUCGGGAACGUGCAUUAAUAGACUAUACUAGGACUGAGCUGAAACGACCAGCCAUUGCUAGGAGACUUGAGAAGAGUAUGUUCCCAGAAUGAACCAAACCAUUCAGUUGUGGGACAAUCGUUUAUUGAGUUCUUAUCGCAGAUACCCAGAAUGCUCAUUUUUUUUGGUCGGUAGAAAAAUUGACAUGUGCCAACGUUUGCAAAAUGCCAUCACUUUGCCAAUACAGAUGUCUAUUGAUAUGCUGGUUCCUCAAGUGAUUGAAAUUACAGUUUGCGUAAGUCUAGGAACCAGCCAUCAGUGAGUACCAGGAAGAUCUGAUACAUCCACAACUCAUUCACUAUCAUUAGUCUCAUUUUGAAGGAUACACGUUAUCUCACACAUGCUUGUGCGGUAGUCGUGGCGAGAUACCCACAAUUACACCAAUCCUAAUUUGCCCAACAACUGAAAAAUUUCACCACACCUUUUUGUCACGGAUGUAAAAGUCUCUCAUCUUGCAAUGUACUUGACAUUGCUGGGGUCAAGGGUCAUUACCAAGGAUGCAAUGUGAGGAGAAAACAUCUGAGUUGCUGGAGUUUAUAUGCAUAUGAGAAAUGGCCAGUGGUACAAUGUGUGUGUUAUUAGCCAUCAUUCCAUGGGAAGAUGCUGAAAAUAGGUACCAGGGGGCUAGACUGGUAACCUGACACAUAAGGCAGACAGCGACUUCACACUUUCAUUGGUUGCGUCAUUUUUGUGCUGUGAUGUUGCUACAUUUUCCUGUACUUUGAUGGCCAGACUAACUUGCCUUAAGAUGGUAUGUGGUUGGUGUAUUGCAGCUGCUUUUGUGUUCGUCUCGAGCCAACUUGAAGUUGGAAGGUCAUCAUGCCAGAAGUUAGGUAGAUGCUGUGGCUGAGGAUUGACAGUAAGAAAUCUAUUGGUAUGGACAGAUGGCUUGGAAACAUGCUAUGAGUGUUGUUAAAUGAAACAGAUAGCAAUGACAGGUUGGAAAUGCAGAGGAUGAAAUUAUGUCUUUUACUGAUGAAUUUCUGGAUGACCUUCACAGAAAGGUUGUUUCUUGAAUGUGUGGUGAUUGGCUGUGUUUAAAUCAUUGCUUUGAAAUUGAAACAGUUGAAUAUUGAGCAUCACACAUCAUUCAAUCAGAGACAAUUUAGCAAGCAGUGGAUAUGAAAUGCUUGUUCGUGGAGGCAAUGAGCCUUUUAACCGUCUUUAUGUUGCAAAAAUUUACUGUUAUUGCUGUAUGAGAACUUGGUGCUUUUUUAUUGGUCAGAUUUUGACAAUGGUUUUCCCCACGAGUGUUUAGUGCCAAGAAUGAGCUGUGAUUUCGUGAAUGGUUGCCGUGGAUACUUGGAGCCCACCUCAGUUUUUUUUAGUAUUUCGGUUUUAUGUCACUUCAUUGUUGUACGUGAGGAUAGUGAUCGUAUUCCUAGUGUAAACUAGUAAAUGUAAGAUGUUUGAAAUCUACUUUUGUCUGAUUGAGAUUGAAAUGUAUAUUUAGAAAUUACAGAAUGUGUACCAUAGAUUCCUGAACUCCUGUUGGCAUAUAAAAGACAUUUGUGGAUAAACUCAGUCAAAGAUAAAGAACCUGACACCUAUUUUAACACCAAAUUAACCUAAACCACCUAGGGACCAUUGAAAUCCUGCAUAACCUUGUUGGCUUCAGCAUGGUUA
Acanthaster planci (crown-of-thorns starfish) is the source of this 2899-nucleotide messenger RNA. RefSeq names its product clathrin heavy chain 2-like. The record is from RefSeq and is a predicted model, not a curated record. Gene Ontology annotation, biological process: receptor-mediated endocytosis; intracellular protein transport. Gene Ontology annotation, cellular component: clathrin coat of coated pit; clathrin complex; clathrin coat of trans-Golgi network vesicle. NCBI's taxonomy places the organism in Eukaryota, Metazoa, Echinodermata, Asteroidea, Valvatida, Acanthasteridae. Gene Ontology annotation, molecular function: structural molecule activity; clathrin light chain binding.